Molecule: messenger RNA, 444 nt
Organism: Ordospora pajunii
Lineage: Eukaryota; Fungi; Microsporidia; Ordosporidae
Exons: 1
Coding region: 1-444 (147 amino acids)
Source: RefSeq, a predicted model, not a curated record
AUGAACUUCGAGAAGCUUCUGAGCACACUCCGUAGAAAAUAUACAGUUAAAAAGCUGUCCACCGAUACAUACUCAGUGUCAAACAACAGCAGAACCAUACAGAUAACAGACAGCGAUCAUGCCAUUUACGACGAGGCGUGCAUCGAACAUCUUUUAGAUAGGCCUGAAUCUCUGCCUGCUAACUUUGCAAACAUAGGCCGUGACGAUUUGGCUCCAAGCACCGAAUACAGACAGACAUUUACAGGAGACAGGCACAUCAAGGGAUCGAUGAUGGACUCAAGCACAUUCAUGAGAUAUGGAGGUCAGAGCACAGUUCAAGAAGACAACUCCAGUACAAACCCAUUGAUCAAAAUAGAUCCAAUAACGCCAUCGAAAAACAAAAAAGACAGCUUUGAGCCAGACAGAGACGAUUAUGUACCAGACAGAAGUAACAGGUUUCUGUAG